GAAAAUGGCGGGAAUGUAAUAAAGUAUAGAUCGCAGGCGCAGAGAGAUGGUAUAAAUUGGAAACUCUCUCCUUGGUUCCUCUGCUUACGCUUUGUGUAAUCGCAUUUGUCUGUAGAGGAACUUUACUUCAUCGAAAUGGCGAAGAAGAAGAAAGGUACAGUUUCUGAAGAAAACAAAGAAGAACAUCAGAACCAAGAGGAUCUCAGCCAGUCUCCGACCAAAGAGAAGAGCUUGUAUGAGAUUCUUGGAGUAGAGAGGAGUGCAUCUCAACAAGAAAUAAAGAAAGCGUACUACAAACUGGCAUUGCGUCUUCAUCCAGAUAAGAAUCCUGAUGAUCAGAACGCCAAAGAGAAAUUUCAGCAACUCCAAAAGGUGAUAUCAAUUCUUGGAGAUGAAGAGAAAAGGGCACUUUAUGAUCAGACUGGUUGUGUUGAUGAUGCUGACCUUAUCGGGCAAGUUGCUCAAAAUCUGCACGAGUAUUUCAAAACAAUAUACAAAAAGGUCACUGAGGCUGAUAUUGAAGAGUUUGAAGCAAACUACAGAGGAUCUGACUCAGAGGUGAAGGAUUUGAAGGAUCUAUAUCAGAAGUACAAUGGUGAUAUGAACAGGCUUUUUUGCUCAAUGCUCUGUUCGGAUCCUACACUGGACUCCCAUCGAUUCAAGGGUAUCCUUGAUGAGGCAAUAGCAGCUGGAGAGCUGAAGGAAACCAAAGCCUAUAGCAAGUGGGCAAAGAAAGUGUCUGAAACACCACCACCUACCAAUCCUCUUAAAAGGAGAGGAAACAGAUCUAAAAAACAGUCAGAUGCAGACCUGCAUGCUAUCAUUUCUCAGUGCCGAAGCCAGAGGAAAGAACAAUUUGAAUCUAUGUUCUCAUCAUUGGAGGAAAAAUACAAUGGGGGUCGGUCAAAUCCUGCACCCACUGAAGAAGAAUUUGAAGCUGCACGGAAAAGGAUUGAAAGUCGUAAAACAACCAAACAGGCUAGACAGAAAUGAACAACUAGUUCCAGUCUAUAAGAGUACUUCAUGUUCUAGGGAGACGUGUAACUUUCCUUGAAAAACUAAUCUUUUUAUUUAUCCAUCUGACCUCAUCCUGAGGGAUUAUUUUUCUGUUGUGCAUUCUUUGUUUCAUAAGUGCAUUCUUGAAGUUAAUGCUC
Messenger RNA from Telopea speciosissima, 1154 nucleotides. RefSeq names its product chaperone protein dnaJ 6-like. Lineage: Eukaryota; Viridiplantae; Streptophyta; Magnoliopsida; Proteales; Proteaceae. The coding region runs from base 136 to 993 and encodes 285 amino acids. The record is from RefSeq and is a predicted model, not a curated record. The transcript is spliced from 9 exons.